Pipistrellus nathusii (Nathusius's pipistrelle) is the source of this 402-nucleotide messenger RNA. The record is from the annotation of a GenBank genome assembly. NCBI's taxonomy places the organism in Eukaryota, Metazoa, Chordata, Mammalia, Chiroptera, Vespertilionidae.
AUGCGGCAGAAGGUGGUAUCGCUCCUGCUGUGCUAUCUGCUGCUGUCGGCCUGCGGGCUGGUGGAGGCAGGCAAAAGGAGAGACUCGGAGGACAGCGACUCGGGCUCCGGAGUGUGGGGCGCGCUGUCCUACAUGGCCAUCGGAGGAGGAGCCCUGGCCCUGGGGCUGCCCGCGCUGGGCUUCACGGGCGCCGGCAUCGCUGCCGGCUCCGUGGCCGCCAAGCUGAUGAGCUGGUCGGCCAUCGCGCACGGGGGCGGCGUGCCCGCCGGAGGGCUGGUGGCCACGAUGCAGAGCUUGGGGGCUACCGGCGGCAGCGCCCUCAUGGCCAAGGUCGGUGCCUUUCUAGGCUACGCUGUCCACCGGCAGAUGGACAGCAAGGGGGCAAAGGAGGAAGAGGAGUGA